Messenger RNA from Psammomys obesus (fat sand rat), 2198 nucleotides. It is a transcript of the gene Snw1, whose product is annotated as SNW domain containing 1. Gene Ontology annotation, biological process: mRNA splicing, via spliceosome. Bases 47 to 1741 code for a protein of 564 amino acids. The transcript is spliced from 13 exons. Gene Ontology annotation, cellular component: spliceosomal complex. The record is from RefSeq and is a predicted model, not a curated record. Lineage: Eukaryota; Metazoa; Chordata; Mammalia; Rodentia; Muridae.
ACCCGCCCCGCGACGCUGUGGCUUGCGCUGGAAGAAGCGGAAGAAGAUGGCGCUCACCAGCUUUUUACCUGCGCCUACUCAGCUAUCUCAGGACCAACUUGAAGCUGAAGAAAGAGCAAGAUCUCAGAGAUCACGGCAGACCUCACUGGUCUCCUCUCGAAGGGAGCCUCCCCCAUACGGAUACAGGAAAGGUUGGAUUCCACGCUUGUUAGAGGAUUUUGGAGAUGGAGGUGCUUUCCCAGAAAUCCACGUGGCCCAAUAUCCACUGGAUAUGGGCCGAAAGAAAAAAAUGUCGAAUGCACUGGCCAUUCAGGUGGAUCCUGAAGGAAAAAUUAAAUACGAUGCAAUUGCUCGACAAGGACAGUCCAAAGACAAGGUCAUUUACAGCAAAUACACUGACCUGGUUCCAAAAGAGGUUAUGAACGCAGAUGAUCCAGACCUGCAAAGGCCAGAUGAAGAGGCCAUCAAAGAGAUAACAGAAAAGACAAGAGUAGCCUUGGAGAAGUCCGUAUCGCAGAAAGUGGCUGCAGCCAUGCCAGUUCGGGCAGCUGACAAGCUGGCGCCUGCUCAGUAUAUCCGCUAUACACCAUCUCAGCAAGGAGUAGCAUUCAACUCUGGAGCUAAACAAAGGGUUAUUCGGAUGGUAGAAAUGCAGAAAGACCCAAUGGAGCCUCCAAGAUUCAAGAUUAAUAAGAAAAUUCCCCGGGGCCCGCCAUCUCCUCCUGCACCUGUAAUGCAUUCUCCUAGUCGGAAGAUGACUGUAAAAGAACAACAAGAGUGGAAGAUCCCCCCUUGUAUUUCCAAUUGGAAGAACGCUAAGGGUUACACAAUUCCAUUAGAUAAACGGCUGGCUGCUGAUGGAAGAGGACUUCAGACCGUCCACAUCAAUGAAAAUUUUGCCAAGCUGGCUGAAGCACUGUACAUUGCCGAUCGGAAGGCUCGUGAAGCUGUGGAAAUGCGAGCCCAGGUGGAGAGAAAGAUGGCUCAAAAAGAAAAGGAGAAACAUGAAGAGAAACUUAGAGAAAUGGCCCAGAAAGCCAGAGAGAGAAGAGCUGGGAUAAAAACCCACGUGGAAAAAGAGGAUGGAGAGGCACGAGAAAGGGAUGAAAUCCGUCAUGACAGGCGAAAAGAGAGACAGCAUGACCGGAACCUUUCCAGGGCAGCUCCCGAUAAGAGGUCAAAACUACAGAGAAAUGAGAAUCGAGAUAUCAGUGAAGUCAUUGCUCUUGGUGUGCCCAAUCCUCGAACUUCCAAUGAAGUUCAGUAUGACCAAAGGCUCUUCAACCAAUCCAAGGGUAUGGACAGUGGAUUUGCAGGUGGAGAAGAUGAAAUUUACAAUGUCUAUGAUCAGGCCUGGAGAGGUGGUAAAGAUAUGGCUCAGAGUAUCUACAGGCCCAGUAAAAAUCUAGACAAGGAUAUGUAUGGUGAUGACCUCGAAACCAGGAUAAAGACCAACAGGUACCACAACACAUUUGAUUGUGCUCCUGACCCAGCACAACAAAAGUGGUUCAUGACCUCUUCUCUCUUUUUUCCCCUAGGUUUGUUCCUGAUAAGGAGUUUUCUGGUUCAGACCGUAGACAGAGAGGCCGAGAAGGACCAGUUCAGUUUGAGGAAGAUCCUUUUGGUUUGGACAAGUUUUUGGAAGAAGCAAAACAGCAUGGUGGUUCUAAAAGACCUUCUGAUAGCAGUCGCCCCAAGGAACAUGAACAUGAAGGCAAGAAACGGAGGAAGGAAUAGAUAGGCAUCUCUUCAAAGCAAAUGAACUCUUACUCACAGCCCUAAUGAUGCAAGUCACUGGGAAACCCUUUGUAAAUGAUCAGGAUAAAAACCAAAUCUGGGUGAUAGAUCCCAGCACUACUUUUUAUUCCGGGAGACUGGGGGGGUUGAAUAUUAUACUUUGGAUUAGUUUUUUUAAAGAAUGGGUUAUGUUUGUGCUUCUCCCAUCUUGCAGCACUUAAAUACUGCCCCACACAGAAUUAAGACCACUUCCUUGUGUGUGACACUUACUGAUCCAGGGGUAAUAUUUUGUGUAAGAACUUUAUGAAUAAAAUUACCCCAAACAGUGAGUAGGAUAAUGUCCACAUACUGAAACUAUGCUACCAAAUACGUCUGCCCUGUUGUGCUGUCUUACCUUGCAGUGGGGAAACUAAGGUCUUGCUUAGUGCUUUUGUUUCAAAUAAAACCAUUUAGAAAAAGUC